GAUUUUUAUCGGUCGGCCAUUUGUGACUUACUAACAUUCGUUCGGAGAGGUCUAUUUUUGUCACUCGUGUUGUGUGGAGUCGAUUGUUGUACAUAUAAUUAUGAAGACUGUUAUUGUUAAAAUUUCAUCGCUACAUCGACAAGAUCGACCGAACGGUAACUUAAUGAUUUGAAUCCUAGAGGCUGCACUAAUCUUGUAUUAUACAAUUGCACAAUAACAUACGCAUAUAUUGUAUCAGUCACACACAAAAUUAGUAUUAUGGAUAACAAAGUAUUCAGUUUUGGCAUGUCAAUUUGCGAGUCUCUAUAUCAUUAACAUAAAGAAGAAAUACGUGUUGAGCUUGCCGUGUUUUUCGCGAAAUUUGUAUAAUAAAAAAAUAUAAAAAAAAAAAAAAAGAAAAAAAAGAUGGGCACUUCGAGACAGGAGGACAGAUCACUCGGCAGUGGAAUCUCGCUGCCCCAAUGGAUGAAAGGAAAAAUAGAUAAUAGAUUUGACUUUGAUGAAGCCGCAUUCAGCCCACCAUCUUAUGAUGACAGUUUCUUUUAUAUAAGAUAUCCGAAAACACAAAACUCGGAAGCGCCUCAAGAAGGAUUGAAGCGCAUGGUAAACGAUGUUCUGAAGGAGAACAAUAUCAAGAGUUCGUCAAGUCAAACCAUAACAAGUGAAACUUCUAUUUCCAACUUGAACCAAGCGAAGACUAUUGAUUUUAGCAAACAUCCAUUGCCAUGCCAACCUUUUAUACCAGCUGCAAAACCUGAAGAAAGUAAAAUUCAAAAAACUCCAGGAAAUAUAAAGCUUAAAUCGCAGGGAACCGACGACGGUUUUCAUGGUGAACCGGCUCUCUGCGGCAAGUCAAUUGUUCAUGUGGCCAAUCAAAUGAUGUCCGGUAAACUUACUAAGUUAUUUACGUCAGAAUCACGCUCCCAGCAAGCCGAGACUUCGCUAAAAAGUGUCAGUAAGUCAUUGCCGGCGACACCGUUGACAUCACCGACAGGAACUCCGGACAGUUCACCGAAAGCACGCAGGAAGGUACAUGCCAACAGAUACUUUACAGGCGCAUUCAUACCGGAUAAGGAGAAGUACCAGGGUAAUUGGAUUUUGUCGAGCAUACUGGGCCAAUCCAGGGAAGUAAUUACAGCAAAGAUCGAGGAGGAGGACGAACACAUUACAGAUUGGGAACCGCGCAAGCCGCUCAGUCGGAAGAAAUCAAUAUCAUCGCAAAAUCUCACGUACAUAGGAAAGGAAGAAAAAUCUGUGGAUAAGACGCCUAUUUAUUUAAACGUGCUCGAAGCCAAACCGUCGGAAUUAAGAGAGAUGAAUUUUUGGUCACCAACUUCCAUGUAAAAGUUUAUUACACGAUAUAAUUUUUUUUUAUUUUCAUUUUUUUUUUUUUUUGGUUGAUUUUUAUCUGCGUAAGUAAUUAAUCACACGUGCUUUCACUCCAAAGCAUAUUUAGAUUGUUUAGAUGAAUUUAAGCUUCUAUAUCUUAUUAACGUUGUAGAAAUUUAGUAUAAUUGUAUAACUAACUCUCUAUCAGGAAGCAAACAUUCUUUGAUUGAUCUAUACGACGAUUAUUACCUAUUAUAUGUAUUUUGCGCAUAUUAUACGAUCAGUCUCGUUUCCUUGUAUAUCGCACUUGUAUUAUGGCAUUCUCAGAAAUGCGGAGACGUGUGACACUUCACGAAAUUUUUAAGGGCGUACUUUUGUCACGUAAUAAAAAUUUUUUAUAUCAUGUAAUACAAACUUGCAAUAAAAUUCAACGAUUUAUGCGAGAAAAAAAAAUUGAUACAAAGCGAUUGUACACUGUGAAUUUAUAUUGACUAUAUCCGAGAUCAUUUAUAUAUGUGUCUUGAGAGAAAUUCUCUUGUUCUCUAAAUCUAUCAAAGAUCUUGUUAUCUCUAAUGUGCAGACGAGUUACAGAUAUAUACACCUACUGUAAACUCCGAUUUGAUUUUUAUCUCACAAUAAAGAAACAAAAAUGUGUAAUAAAAACAAAACACUUUUGAAAAGAA
Messenger RNA from Pseudomyrmex gracilis, 2012 nucleotides. RefSeq lists its product as uncharacterized. Lineage: Eukaryota; Metazoa; Arthropoda; Insecta; Hymenoptera; Formicidae. The transcript is spliced from 5 exons. The coding region runs from base 406 to 1344 and encodes 312 amino acids. The record is from RefSeq and is a predicted model, not a curated record.